Messenger RNA from Hirsutella rhossiliensis, 1842 nucleotides. RefSeq lists its product as uncharacterized. The transcript has 8 exons. The coding region runs from base 1 to 1842 and encodes 613 amino acids. NCBI's taxonomy places the organism in Eukaryota, Fungi, Ascomycota, Sordariomycetes, Hypocreales, Ophiocordycipitaceae. The record is from RefSeq and is a predicted model, not a curated record.
AUGUCAUCGGAGGGCGGCGGUGCAGCAUCUAGCGCUCUGCUCCGGCGGUCGGCGGAGGACGCCAAGCGCGACGCCAGGCAAUGGGCCGCUACGACCGAGGAGGGCGAGCCGGCGGCGGCGGCACGCGCCAACGAGGGCGCGGAGGAGGCGGCCGAGGGGGGCGGGCAGGUGUACCGCGCCGGCGGCGCAGGCGACGCGGCGCGGCUCAUCGACGUUGUCCGGAACGCCGCCGGCGCGGGCCAGGUAACGGCGCGGUCGGCGGAGCUGCUGGCGAUGACGCAGCAGCUCUGCCGGUUUCAGCAGUCGGCGCUCUCGUCGGCGGCCGAGCUCGAUGCGACGGUGGUGGCGGGCGAGGCGGGGCCGAGGCGGGUAAUCCUCGCGGGGUCGACCCUCUCCGGGGCGGCGCUGCCGCGGCAAGAGCAGUCGAUCGCCCUCCUCAUCAUAUGCCGCCAGCUCGAUCAGGCCCGGCAGGGCGGCGACGCCGGCGACAGCGGCGACGCCGGCCAGCUCUGUCUAUUCGUCGGCGGCGAGGGCGAGGACCUAUCGAGCCAGCUACUAAUCACGGCGACAUCGGGGACGGCGGCGGCGCGGAUCAACGGCAUCACCCUGCACUCGGCCUGCGGCCUCUUGGGCGAACGCUUCGUCGACGGCCGGUCGCGGAUGGACUGGCAGGAGAAGGAGGUGCUGGUGAUCGACGAGGUCAGCAUGCUCGGGGCGCGCACGCUGCACGCGUUCCGGCCGGUGCAGGAGCGGUCGAUCCUGCUGCCGAGCGCGGCGGUGCCGUGGGACGCGGACGGCGCGUUCGCGGCCGAGCGGCGGCGGCAGCACGAUAAGGCGCACGCGCUAUGGAGGAAGUUUACGACGGUCGUCAUGCUCGACGAGCAGAUGCGCGCCGCCGGCGACCCGGAGCUACGGCGGCUGCUCGGGCGGAUCCGGCGGGGGGAGCAGGACCGGUCGGACCUAGACCUCCUCAACUCGAGGUGCUACCGGGCGGGCAGGCGGAUACCGUGGGAGACUGGGGUGACGGUGGUGACGCCGCUUAACAGGAAUCGCUGGAACCUCAACCCAGAGGCGGCCCUCGCGUUCCGGGCCCGGCAACGGACGGCGGCGCGCAUCUUCGUCUCCGAGCAUAAGUGGAGGGACGGCACGCCGACGGAGGAGGAGGCGGUGCUGAUGCUAGGCCAGGGCGACGACAGCGCGACUCCGGUGCCGGCCGUCUUCCUCUUCGUGCCCGGCAUGCCGGUCGUCGUGAACCAGAACACGCACCAGGGGCUGAAGCUAGUGAACGGCGCCGGGUACACGGCGGUCGACGUCAUACCCGACCGGGCCUUCCCCGGCCACCGGGUCUCGGCGGAGCUGACAAUGCACUUCGGGCCGCCGGUCGGCAUGGUGCUGGCCUCGGAGACGACCAAGGAUUUCCACUUCGUGGGGAUGCCGUCCGGGACGAUCCUGCUGACGCCCAUCAGCGUCAAGAUCCAGGCCCAGCGGAAGCGGCCGUGGCAGCGGAACGACGUGCAGGGCGGGACGCUGGAGCGCGUGGCGCUGGAGCUCCGGGGGGCGAGGACGACGACCGUCGACGGGCGCGCGGUACCGUCGCCGUGCGACCCGUAUAGCCUAUACGUGCAGCUAUCGCGGUGCCCGACGCUCGACGGCAUCAUGCUCGUGUCGGAGGUGCGGGAGAGGGACCUGGUAGGGAACAGGGUGCCCGAGGAGAUGACGGCGGCGCAGGCACGGCUAGAGAGGCUCAGUGAGAGGACCGUCGGGAGGCGCUACGCUGGCUCGGCGAUGACCUCCCGGGCCGCGGGAGGGACAAGACGAGACUGGGGGGGGAUAAAUAGAUAG